Bursaphelenchus xylophilus (pine wood nematode) is the source of this 2726-nucleotide messenger RNA. Lineage: Eukaryota; Metazoa; Nematoda; Chromadorea; Rhabditida; Aphelenchoididae. The record is from the annotation of a GenBank genome assembly.
AUGACGUCACGGCUCUGCUUGACAAUACUCCUAAUGGCUGGAGCCGUCCAGGCCUAUAGAUUCAAGCGACAAGACCGCAAUUUCCGAGGUCCCCCUCAACUCCCACCCAAUUUCCGGCCAAGCCAACCGAUCUCAAACCCUCAGCCUCAGUCAUUCCGUCCUCAAAUCCCACCUCAAAUUCAGCCUCAGGUUCCCAUCCAGCCACAGCCUCAAGGUCAAUUCAUUCCCUUCCAAUCUGGUCCUCCAUCAAACAACUUUAUCCCCACCGGUCAUUUUGCCCAAGCUGGAUUUGCUCCCGCAGCUCCAGCUCAAUUUGUCCCUUCGCAAUUCGUCCCACAACAACAACAACCGCAACAGCCACCUCCCCGUCAAUUCUUGCCCAAGCCAGCUCAACCAUUGCAAGAGCCCGCUGAACAAAAGAAAGAGCAAGCUCCAGAAGGCACUCCAGAACCUCAAGGGCUCCAAACUACGACCUCUGCCGCUCCAGAGACCCCAGUUACUCCAUCGAUACCAGUUGACAAAAACGUCGACCUUGAUGGUGAUGGUGUCUUGAGUCUGGCUGAAGUUCAAUAUGCCGCUUUCGUUCAUCACGGACUAUCGUCUAGCGUUGUCGAGACCUUAUUCAACCAAGUUGACAAAAAUAAGGACGGAUAUUUGAACGGAAAUGAAUUCAGUGAUGUUAGACCACUGGUUUUGGCCAAAUCAGAGAACGCCGCUCUCCGAUAUCUACAGGCAUGUUCAAAAAAAUCUGGCAAAACUCUUAUUUUAGAAUGUUGACACCGAUCGAAACGGUCUUUUGAGUCUUUCCGAAGCCCAAGCCUACAUCCUGAAAGAGUACGGAAUCAGCAACAGAGAUGUCGAGAGAAUCUGGAAGUUGGUUGUGCCAAGUACCAACGACGAAAUGGACGCAGUUCUUUUCAGCAAGCUCCGUAGAAGAGUCAGAGGGAUGAGCAUCCGUUUGGCUAGGCAAAUCAUGAAGGUAAAGCCUCAAAACAAAAAUUAAAACUUCAUUUCAGACUGCUGAUGUCAACGAGGACGGCCAUAUUGAUCUGAAGGAAGCUCAAAUGAUUGCUUUCGAACAAGAAGGAAUCGGCAGUGGAGAUGUUGUCGAGAUGCUCGCAAGUGUCGACGACAACAACGAUGGAGAACUUAACGCUCCCGAGUUUGCUGACUUUGAGAGAAUCGUCCGCGCGCGCUCUGUAGACACUGCGAGAAAGGCGCUGAAAGUAGUCGACACCGACCGCAGCGGAUCCUUGACCAUCGAUGAGGCCAAGAAAAUCGCUUUUGAUCACUACGGAUUCGAUGAAAGAACUUUGGAACCAUUCUUUGCUCAAGCCGACGAGAAUGAGGAUGGAGAAUUAGAUGCUGUUGAAUUUGCUGGCUUCCGUUCUGUCAUCAGAAACAGAGCGGUUAAGAAUGCACAAGCUCUUUUUGCUGAAUAUGACACUAAUGGAGAUGGAGUUGUCAGUGGAAUCGAGGCCGAAGAAAAAACUCGACGAGAGGAUGAUCUGGAUGCCAAAGAGACGCUCGGACUCUUCAAUGUCGCUGAUCAGGAUCGUAGCAACUAUUUGGACAAGGUCGAGCUGGCCGAUUUUGUUCGACUAGUCAGAUUGAGUGCUAUUAAGUACAUCAACGACCAUAUCAGAGUAAGUAAUUUCCAAUAUAAAUUUACUACAUCUGAUUAUAAAUCAGGUGUGCCUUACGGCGGUCGUAACCUUUAAUUGUUUUUGCUACUUUCCAGGAUUUCGAUACGAACCGCGAUAAACAGGUCAGUGUUGAUGAAUUGGAGACGAUCAUCGAAGACAAAUAUCGGGUCGAGCCCGCCGUGACGCGCCACAUCUUCGAGAAGGUGGACGUGGACAGCUCCAUGGAUCUGAGUGCGGGCGAGAUUGUCGACUUCAGACAUGAGAUCCGGAAAUAUGUUGCAGACAGAAACGCGCGACAGGAGCUCAACGAACAGAACCGCCUCGAGUUGGCGGAGAUCGAAGCCAAUUUGAAGGGAGAGCCUGCUCCUCGUCGUGAGCUGAACCGCGUCCAAAUCAAACCAGAACCAGCGCAGGUAAACAAGACAGAAAAGCGAAUAGCACUAAUAUUAUAGUAUCCAUGACAUUUAAAAUACAGCAAAGAAUAUUCAUCAUCUUUAGGAACCCAAAGAAGCCGAGCCAGAACCAGAAAAGCCGGAGUCAAAGCCCGAACCGGUCCCAGAGCCAACCACAAAGCAACCAAUUGCUGAUUCUGAGGAUAAAGUAGAAGAUCCUAUGGAGAAACCCGCCUCCGAGACACUCAAAAUCAAGCCCAAAUCUGGAGAAACACAGGCAGCGCCCAAGGAAGACAAGCCAGCAGCCACCGAGCAAAAAGAAGAAGUAGAAUACGAACUAGUCGAAGAAGUUGUGGACGAAGAUACCACUGUUCCUCCAACAACCACUAGCACUACCACCACUACGACAACGACGACCACAACCACCACCACAACGACGGCAGCACCAACAACGCCAGCUGCGCCAGUCAAAAGGACUAGAAUCGUCAAAGUCAGAAGGCCGAAAACCACCACUACUACUGCAGCUCCAGGUAAGAGAAUUUCCGGCUAACUAACAACUAUAAUGACCUUUAUCCCUCACGAAGACACCUAAACGCCCUUUAUAUUAACUAUUAAAUUAUCUUCAGAGGAAGAGAUCGUAGAAGAAGUGGUGGUCGAAGAGGACGAACCCGCUCCCAGCCGCCGUUAG